CACAUCUGGCGAUCUGGCAAACCCAAUGCACACACGUGCGAUUCUCUUUAGGAAAUUUAAAAAUUACAUUUUUUUUAGUUAAUUUUUGUAAUUAUUGAAUCGGUAAUUGUGUGUGGAAAACAAUGACGGCGAUACUGAACGAACCACCCCAGGGCGGUGGCAAGCAGCAGCUGCACAACGCCCGCUUCUACACGAUAAAACCGCGUGCCAUCGUGGGCCUCGCGUACAACAAGUUGGCCAAAUGCCUCGCUUUGAGUCGAGAGUCGGACUGCAUUGAGCUGUGGAACAUGGAAUAUGCCCCAUAUUUGGACAGGGUGAUACACCUGCCGCCCGGCUCGCCCGUGGAGGCGUUGGCCUGGGCCGGCACCAAGCGCCUCUUCUCGGUGGAUCUCUCGGGCAAACUGAUCGAGUGGGAUGUGCAGCGGCUGAGGCAGCGCUACGAGCAGUCCCCGACAGGCAAUGCCCUCUGGUGCAUGGACAUUAAUCCGGCGGGAACGGAGCUGGCGGUCGGCUCCGAGGAGGGGCACAUCAACAUCAUGAGCAUCGAGAACGACGAGAUCACCUACAAGAGCCUCUUCAACAAGCAGAAGGGCCGCGUGCUCUGCUGCAAGUUCGACAAGUCCGGCAAGCACCUGGUCACCGGCUCCGAGGGCUGCGUUCGCAUCUGGAGCGUCCUCAGGGGCCACACGCUGCACACGAUGACGCUGUCCGCCAAGGACGUGAUUGUGUGGUGCCUCCAGGUGCUGGCCGACAACACCAUCGUGGCGGGCGACUCGUCGGGCUUUGUGACCGUGUGGAAUGCCGAGAAUGCGACGCAGAUCGACAGGCGGCGCGUCCUCGACAAGAACGUCUUCGCCCUGGCCCUCAACGAGGAGGAGGACCGACUGGUGUGCACCGGCAUGGAGCCGCCGCUUAUUCGCGUCUUCAGCAAGACGAAGAUCAGGCGCGAGGAGUCCGAGAGCGAGCGCUGGAUCAGGUUCGUCCAGCGGGACGUGCACAGGCACUACGUCAAGUCCCUGGCGAUGGUCGGUGUCCAAAUUGUGUCCGGCGGUCUCGAUGGCAUUCUCACCAUCACCUCCAGCGAACGCAGCUCGGCGCCACAGCUGUCGCAGCACGCCCCCUUCCUCCAGGGAUCCGUCGCCUCGAUGGCCAUCGAUGCGAAGCUCCUGCUGCUCCGCUAUCCCCACAGCUUGGACCUGUGGCGCCUGGGCACCGUCGUGGCCCAUCCGGAGGAGCAGGAGCAGGAGGAGCGCUGGGACCUGCCUGUGGGCCACACGGAGGAUUUGGUGCUGGCGAAGCCGCCACAGAAGCUCCUGCAGCUGAAUGUCCGCGAGAAGAGCUUCAUUCAGGCGGCGGCCUUGUCCCCCGAUGCCGCAUGGAUCUGCUACUCCACUUUGACGGAGCUGCGGCUAAGCCGCUUGACGCUGGAGCCCCCUCAGGUGGAGCGCCUGGCGGAGAAUCUGCCCUCGGAGCUGACCCCCGCGAGCCACAUCCUCUUCACGAAGCAGGCAAAACUGCUACUGCUACUCCUGCUCGAUCCCAGUGCCAAUCGCGUGAAUUUCUUCGAGCUGAAGCAGGAUCGCGUCCUGUUCCGCGCCAGCCUCGAGCUGAGUGCGCAAUUGAAGGGGACUAUCAGCCACCUGGUGGUGUCUCCGUGCGGAGAGUACCUGGCGGCGGCCUCCUCCGACCACCUGAUCGGCGUCUGGCAGCUGCAGUCCGCCGGCAAACCGGCAAAGCAUCUGCUGAACCUGCCCCGUCACCGGGCCGGCACCACCGCCCUGGCCAUGCACGAGGGUCGCCCCCGCCUGGUGGCGGCCUACGCCGACGGGCGGCUGGUGGAGUACGAUCUGGUGAAGCGCGCCUUCACCUGCGAGACGGAGGAGUACCUGAUCCCAGCCACCAAGCACUUUUGCAUCCACGGCAUCACGCUGGACCCGAAGAACCCGAACAUCUUUCUCGUUCACACGGAGCAGCAUCUGUACGUGCUGGAGCGGAACAAGCGCAUCGCCUCGGAUGAGUAUGUCGUCAACACAAAGUCCAAGAAGUACAGCCACGAGAGCCGCAGCCUCAUGGCAGCCAAUCCGAAUGGAUUGCGCCUCAAGACACAGCUCCCACGACAGCACCUGGUGCAUGUCUUCCGCCUGAGUCCUAACGAACUCGUCAACGUCAGCAUUUCGACAGACAAUCUGCUGGCACCGCUGCCACCGCCGUUCCAGCGAAAGAAGUUUGGAGCCUCGUAGACGUUGAAGAGAGGAGUGUAGGCGCCUCUAGGAUUAUCAUGCCACCACUAGUUUCCACUUAGUUACCAAAUAAAAUCAAAAAUGAACACAAAACAAUGCUAGAGGAGC
Drosophila obscura is the source of this 2348-nucleotide messenger RNA. It is a transcript of the gene l(3)72Dn, whose product is annotated as U3 small nucleolar RNA-associated protein 4 homolog. Gene Ontology annotation, cellular component: 90S preribosome; small-subunit processome; t-UTP complex. The record is from RefSeq and is a predicted model, not a curated record. Gene Ontology annotation, biological process: maturation of SSU-rRNA from tricistronic rRNA transcript (SSU-rRNA, 5.8S rRNA, LSU-rRNA). NCBI's taxonomy places the organism in Eukaryota, Metazoa, Arthropoda, Insecta, Diptera, Drosophilidae. Gene Ontology annotation, molecular function: RNA binding; protein binding. Bases 123 to 2240 code for a protein of 705 amino acids. The transcript is spliced from 3 exons.